This is a messenger RNA of Drosophila sulfurigaster albostrigata, 1523 nucleotides long. RefSeq names its product chitinase-like protein Idgf1. Gene Ontology annotation, cellular component: extracellular region. The transcript is spliced from 2 exons. Gene Ontology annotation, biological process: carbohydrate metabolic process; chitin catabolic process. The record is from RefSeq and is a predicted model, not a curated record. Gene Ontology annotation, molecular function: chitin binding. The coding region runs from base 71 to 1390 and encodes 439 amino acids. NCBI's taxonomy places the organism in Eukaryota, Metazoa, Arthropoda, Insecta, Diptera, Drosophilidae.
CAGUUUCAAUUAAACACUCAUUAAGUCCGCACGUUUCAACAUUUAGUACGCGUCGUAUUAAUCGCUCAAUAUGAAGCUGUUCUUGCUGCUUUGUGUGCUUGGCAUUCACAGCUUAUCACUCGUUCAAGGCGAAACCAAGCUCGUGUGUUACUAUGACUCGAGCGCGUUUUUGCGUCAGGGUCUGGCCAAACUUGAUGUCGCCAAUCUGGAGGUCGCCCUGCAGUUUUGUACGCAUUUGGUCUACGGAUAUGCGGGCAUAAAUCGUGAAACCUUUGAGCUGCAGAGCUUAAAUGUCGAUAUCGAUAUGUUCCAUUAUGGAGAUAUUACGAAAUUGCGUGCUAGAUUCCCCCGUCUGAAGAUCCUUUUGAGUGUCGGUGGUGAUCAUGACUUGGAUGCAUCCGAGUCAAACAAAUAUCUUAAUCUGCUCGAAGCAAAUGCCACUACGCAACAAAAUUUCAUCGAUAGCAGCAUGAUCUUAUUGCGUAGCAAUAAAUUCGAUGGCUUGGACUUGGCCUUCCAGUUGCCCAAGAAUAAGCCACGCAAAGUUCACGGCACCCUUGGCACUUACUGGAAGAGUUUUAAGAAGCUAUUCACCGGCAAUUAUAUCGUCGAUAUCAACGCUGAGGUGCACAAGGAACAGUACACAGAACUUGUCUCAAAGCUGAGCAGAGCAUUGAAAAGCGUGGAUCUAUCGCUGACCAUGACUGUUUUGCCCAAUGUCAACUCAACUUGGUAUUUCGAUGUGCCCAAGAUUGUCAAUCAUUUCGACUUUAUUAACCUGGCUGCCUUCGAUUUCCUGACUCCGCUGCGCAAUCCGGAAGAAGCUGACUACAGUGCUCCCAUUUUCUUCUUGGACGAGCAAAAUCGUCUGCCCCAUUUGAAUAUCGAAUACCAGUUGAACUAUUGGCAACAAAAUCAUUGCCCAACCAACAAGCUCAACUUAGGCAUUGCCUCCUACGGCCGUGCCUGGAAACUGUCCACAGACUCUGGCGUAAGUGGCGCUCCAGUGGUACCUAGUACUCAGGGCGCAGCACCUGGUGGACUUCAAAUUGCCAGCACUGAAGGAUUGCUGAGUUGGCCAGAAAUCUGCUCGAAAAUUUCGCAGAAUGCAACAGCUGCCUAUCGUGGACACAAUGCCCCAAUACGCAAGACCACCGAUCUCACAUCGAAAUAUGGCAACUAUGCAUUCCGCCCGGCUGAUGAGGAUGGCGAGCACGGACUAUGGGUUAGCUACGAUGAUCCUGACUUUGCAGGCAUCAAGGCUGACUACGCUAAGCGCAGAGGUCUGGGCGGUGUUGCUUUGUUCGAUCUGAGCUAUGACGACUUCCGUGGACUUUGCACGGGAAACAAAUUCCCCAUACUUCGUUCCAUUAAAUCUUUCCUGCCCUAAUAUAUAGAGUGGACAUGCAUUUCUCUACUAGUUUUACUAAAUACACAAUUUGACAUGUAAAUAUUUCAGAAACGACUUUAAAGCCUCUACUUCCAUAAUAAACUGAUUGCAAAAGCAAUUAAUUUUAAAUAAA